CGGUGGCCCAGCAAAUACAGCUUGACUCGGGGCCAAGGCUCUUGAGGGCUGAGCAAUGUUCCCAUGCUCACUCCUGAAACACUGUCCCUUCGCCAUUCAGAAGGCAUCAUUUUGGGGAAGGCAGUGGUUGGUUUUUCAGAGCCAGAGAGUGGCCCUGCCAGCUGCUGGGCAGGGCAGGCUGAGAAGGGUGGUAUGCAGGUGUUGUUCUGACCUCACCUCCACUGUGCCAGCCUGACUUGGGAUGCCAAGUAUCUUAGGCUUGAGGGUGGGUAACAGGAGGCAUCUCUCUCACUCCAGCCCCUUCCUCUUCCUAAGACACCCGUGUCUUCUACCUUCCUGUGGUAGAAGAGUGGAUGGGUUAAUUCCCUUCCAUAAUCCUCCCAGGACCUAGAGGCUUUCAGAUCAGGGCUGGGAGGGGCCCAGACAGUUCUCCCCAGGACCUCUUCUACCUUUGGAAUGCCUAUCACCUGGGGGAGGGGGGUGUCAGACAUCCCCCAGACCCAUCCUGCAUUCCACUGUAUCCAGAUUGAGGCCUAGAGAGGGGCGGAAGUCCCUUAGAGUCACAGGGAAUGGCAGCGCCUGGACUGAUACUCUGCCCAGCUGCUUUGCCUGACCCUCUCAGAGCAUAACUUCCGGGCACCUGCACCUAGAAGCCGCCCAGUGCCCCGAGCUGUCUCCAUGGCCUGCCUGAGCUCCUCGCAGCUCCAGAAGUUCCAAGAGGAUGGGUUCCUGGUACUGGAAGGAUUCUUGUCUGCGGAAGAGUGUGUGGCCAUGCAACAGAGGAUUGGCAGGAUAGUGGCCGAAAUGGAUGUCCCUCCCCACUGCCGAACAGAGUUCUCCACCCAUGAAGAGGAGCAGCUUCGAGCCCAGGGCAGCACAGACUAUUUCUUAAGCAGUGGUGACAAGAUUCGAUUCUUCUUUGAGAAAGGCGUUUUUGAUGAGAAAGGAAAUUUCCUGAUCCCUCCAGAGAAAUCCAUCAACAAAAUUGGCCAUGCUCUGCACGCCCACGACCCCGUCUUCAGGAGCAUCACACACUCUCCCAAGGUGCAGGCCUUGGCCAGAAGUCUGGGCCUCCAGAUGCCUGUGGUGGUGCAGAGCAUGUACAUCUUUAAGGUGGCGUGUCAAGAAGGAUGGUCCGGGCCCCUGCUGGUUCAGCGCCUGGUACCAGCUUCCUCGGGUCAGAGCCAGCCUGGGAUAACAGCCUCUUUGUGCCCACCCCAGUACGGAGAGGGGCCCUGGUCCUCAUCCACGGAGAAGUGGUGCACAAGAGCAAGCAGAACCUCUCCGACCGCUCACGCCAGGUCUACACUUUCCACCUCAUGGAGGCAUCUGGCACCACCUGGAGCCCGGAGAACUGGCUCCAGCCAACAGCUGAACUGCCCUUUCCCCCGCUGUACACCUAAAGGUUCUCACAGGGUAGGAGCCCUGGACCCUCUCGGUGAAGCUGUGGGCUGCAAACACCAGCGCCUUGCUCGGCCUCCUGGUUGUAACAGGGAGGUCUCGGGGCUUUCUUCUUGCCCUGUGGGCAGCAGCCUGGGCGGGGUCAGGGCUUCCCCAAUAUUUUCACCUGUCUGCCUCCCUACUGCCCCAACACAGCCUUGAGGAGGCCUCUCAGCCACCAAGGAGUGCUGGCCCCUUCUCACUCUCCUCUCCUCUCAGAUGGAACUCUGGUUAUUAUGGUGUUAGAUAUUGAAUAAAAAUGACUUCAGAAUGCA
Molecule: messenger RNA, 1715 nt
Organism: Sapajus apella (tufted capuchin)
Lineage: Eukaryota; Metazoa; Chordata; Mammalia; Primates; Cebidae
Gene: PHYHD1
Product: phytanoyl-CoA dioxygenase domain containing 1
Exons: 10
Coding region: 679-1602 (307 amino acids)
Source: RefSeq, a predicted model, not a curated record